Messenger RNA from Gracilinanus agilis (Agile Gracile Mouse Opossum), 1189 nucleotides. It is a transcript of the gene SYT1, whose product is annotated as synaptotagmin 1. The transcript is spliced from 8 exons. Lineage: Eukaryota; Metazoa; Chordata; Mammalia; Didelphimorphia; Didelphidae. Gene Ontology annotation, molecular function: calcium-dependent phospholipid binding; clathrin binding; calcium ion binding. Gene Ontology annotation, biological process: regulation of calcium ion-dependent exocytosis; synaptic vesicle endocytosis; regulation of dopamine secretion. Bases 83 to 1189 code for a protein of 368 amino acids. Gene Ontology annotation, cellular component: dense core granule; synaptic vesicle membrane; axon. The record is from RefSeq and is a predicted model, not a curated record.
AGUAAAGAGCAACACUGAGGAAAGAGGCUAAAGAAUAAGAGAUCACGGAAUUCGAAAAGUGAACACUUUACUUGGAACCAAAAUGGUGAGCGAGAGUGAAAGUCACCAUGAGGCCCUGGCAGCCCCCCCAGUGACAACUGCUGCACCUGUGCUCCCACAUAAUGCCACCGAACCAGCCACCCCAGGAGGAGGGAAGGAAGAUGCUUUUUCUAAGAUUAAGGAGAAAUUUAUGAAUGAGUUGAAUAAAAUUCCAUUGCCACCGUGGGCCUUAAUAGCCAUAGCCAUAGUUGCAGUCCUCUUAAUCUUGACCUGCUGCUUUUGUAUCUGUAAGAAAUGCUUAUUCAAGAAGAAGAACAAGAAGAAGGGAAAGGAAAAGGGUGGGAAAAAUGCCAUAAACAUGAAAGAUGUGAAGGACUUGGGGAAGACCAUGAAAGAUCAGGCCCUCAAGGAUGAUGAUGCUGAAACUGGCUUGACUGAUGGAGAAGAAAAAGAAGAACCAAAAGAAGAAGAAAAACUAGGAAAACUUCAAUACUCUUUGGAUUAUGACUUCCAGAAUAACCAGGUGCCCUACUCGGAAUUGGGAGGGAAAACGCUGGUGAUGGCAGUCUAUGAUUUUGACCGUUUCUCCAAGCAUGAUAUCAUCGGGGAGUUUAAAGUGGCCAUGAAUACCGUGGACUUUGGCCAUGUGACUGAAGAGUGGAGGGAUUUGCAAAGUGCUGAGAAGGAAGAGCAAGAGAAGUUGGGUGAUAUCUGUUUCUCCCUCCGCUAUGUACCCACUGCUGGCAAGCUGACUGUCGUCAUCCUAGAGGCAAAGAAUCUGAAGAAGAUGGAUGUGGGUGGCUUAUCGGACCCUUAUGUGAAGAUUCACCUGAUGCAGAAUGGCAAGAGAUUAAAGAAGAAAAAGACCACGAUUAAGAAGAAUACUCUGAAUCCCUACUAUAAUGAGUCUUUCAGCUUUGAAGUCCCCUUCGAGCAAAUCCAGAAAGUGCAAGUUGUGGUAACUGUUUUGGACUAUGACAAGAUUGGCAAGAACGAUGCCAUCGGCAAGGUCUUUGUGGGCUACAACAGCACCGGCGCGGAACUGCGACAUUGGUCAGACAUGCUGGCCAACCCCAGGCGACCCAUUGCACAGUGGCACACCUUACAGGUGGAGGAGGAGGUGGAUGCCAUGCUCGCCGUCAAGAAAUAA